Aureobasidium melanogenum CBS 110374 is the source of this 558-nucleotide messenger RNA. RefSeq lists its product as uncharacterized. The transcript has a single exon. Lineage: Eukaryota; Fungi; Ascomycota; Dothideomycetes; Dothideales; Saccotheciaceae. The record is from RefSeq and is a predicted model, not a curated record. Bases 1 to 558 code for a protein of 185 amino acids.
AUGACACUAGCUUUGCCUACUCCAAGCACAACUUCCAGCCAGAACACUGUACCUCUCAAUGGGCUUCCAGCACCCGGUACUCUGUCUCUUGAAUACAUUGCCCUUGGUGUCGGCACUCAGAACUACAGCUGCAGUGCUGCAGGUGCCACCCCCACAGCCAUUGGUGCAGUCGCCAGUCUCUACGAUGCAAGUAUGCUCAAGACGCCUUCGAGGGCAUCGUUGAUCCCAUCAUAUGCUGCUGUGGCCUACAGCACACAUACUUGGUUCAAUCUGCCUACUUUGGGACAUCAUUGGUUCAGCGCCGCAGGAGUGCCAACAUUCGACCUCGAAGGUCAUGGCUUCCUCAGUGCGAAGAAGGUGGCAAGUGUGCCAGCGCCUUCGGGAAGCAUCGCUGGCAGCGUGGACUGGCUGUUCCUAGAAGACGAUGGCAGAGGAGUGAGCAAGAACCUCAAGGCAGUGUACAGAGUCGAGACUGCAGGUGGUAGUGCACCAGCUACUUGCAGCAAAUCUGGAGUCAUCGCUGUUUCUUAUGCUGCCGAGUAUUGGUUCUACGGCUAG